Messenger RNA from Eublepharis macularius, 645 nucleotides. RefSeq names its product fibroblast growth factor 20 (gene FGF20). The transcript is spliced from 3 exons. Gene Ontology annotation, biological process: cell differentiation; fibroblast growth factor receptor signaling pathway; positive regulation of cell population proliferation. Bases 1 to 645 code for a protein of 214 amino acids. Gene Ontology annotation, cellular component: cytoplasm. Gene Ontology annotation, molecular function: growth factor activity; fibroblast growth factor receptor binding. Lineage: Eukaryota; Metazoa; Chordata; Lepidosauria; Squamata; Eublepharidae. The record is from RefSeq and is a predicted model, not a curated record.
AUGGCUCCCCUGGCCGAGGUCGGGGGCUUCCUGGGCGGCCUGGAGGGCUUGGGCCAGCAGGUGGGCUCCCACUUCCUGCUGCCCCCCGCCGGGGAGAGGCCGGCCCUGCUCGGCGAGCGCCUGGCCGCGGCGGAGAGAGGCUCCCCCCGAGGGGGCGUCGCGCCCGGCGCCCCGGAUCUAGCCCACUUGCAGGGCAUCCUGCGCCGGAGGCAGCUCUACUGCCGGACCGGCUUCCACCUGCAGAUCCUGCCCGACGGCAGCGUCCAGGGCACCCGGCAGGACCACAGCCUCUUCGGUAUCCUUGAAUUCAUCAGUGUGGCGGUGGGAUUAGUCAGUAUUCGAGGGGUGGACAGCGGUCUUUACCUUGGAAUGAAUGAGAAAGGAGACCUCUAUGGCUCUGAGAAGCUCACCCCUGAAUGUGUCUUCAGAGAACAAUUUGAAGAGAACUGGUAUAACACUUACUCCUCCAAUGUGUACAAGCAUGGUGACUCAGGCCGGAGGUAUUUUGUGGCACUUAACAAAGAUGGCAGCCCCAGAGAUGGAGCACGGUCCAAAAGACACCAGAAAUUCACUCAUUUCUUGCCCAGACCUGUGGAUCCUGAAAGAGUGCCAGAACUCUACAAGGACGUUCUAGUAUUCAGUUGA